UACACAGUGACGCAGAGUGACAGAGUCGAAUCCAAAGUAACCGCCAUGGCAAAUGGCAACCUCUUGUUGAGCCAUUGUCCUUACCAGUACCCGUGCUGUCUUCGACCCAAAGACCAGCUUCUCUGAACUUCCCAAGCUGAUUCUCUCUCUCUCUGUAGUUUCAAUAUUUUAAUUUUAAUGAAUUUUGAAUCGACCAAAGCAUUCUAUAAGCUAUACUAUUAUCACACAUUCCCUCCACUAAAGGCACCCAAACCGAGGCUGUCUUAUCAUCUCCCAGAUCUCAAUCCAUAUUUCUACCAUUUAGCUGUCGGUUCCUCCAGCAUGGCUCCGUCGAUGGCGACUUUAACCGACCGCCGUCCAUUGGUUUCCAUGGUUGGUGGUGGCAAAGCUAUGGUCGAUGUCGACUCGGGAGAGCUGAGUCGAGAAACUGGCCCUGAUUGUUUGCGUGAGAAGCACGUGAGAGUCGCGGGGAAGGAUGGCCCGCGGCCUCGGCUCACACGGCAACGGUCGUGUAAAGAAAAUAUUGGUCAUAUAGCUGCUGAGACUUAUUUGAUUACUCGGCUGGCUUUCACGCUUCUGCAAUAUUUGGGGGUAGGUUACCGCUGGAUUACACAAUUACUUUCCCUCGGAUGUUAUGCCUUGCUACUCAUGCCGGGUUUUCUACAAGUUGCAUAUUAUUAUUUAUCCUCAAAGCGAGUAAAGCGGAGUGUUAUUUAUGGAAAUAUGCCGAGAAAUAGGAUGGAUCUAUAUUUGCCUGCUAAUAUUUGUGAACCUAAACCAGUUUUGAUAUUUGUAACUGGAGGAGCAUGGAUUAUUGGGUAUAAAGCCUGGGGAUCCUUUUUGGGACUGCAGUUGGCAGAAAGAGACAUUAUAGUGGCAAGCAUUGAUUACAGAAAUUUUCCCCAGGGAACCAUCAGUGAUAUGGUCAAAGAUGUUUCACAAGGAAUUUCUUGCAUUGUGAAAAACAUAGCUGAUUAUGGAGGUGACCCUAAUAGGAUUUAUCUAAUGGGGCAAUCUGCUGGUGCUCAUAUUUCUGCUUGUGCUUUAUUGGAUCAAGCAGUCAGAGAAUCUGGAAAAGGAGAUAGUAUUUCUUGGAGCGUCUCCCAGAUAAAAGCUUAUUUUGGCUUAUCUGGAGGUUACAACUUAUUGGAUUUAGUGGAUCACUUUCAUCAACGUGGCUUGUAUCGUUCCAUUUUUUUAAGUAUAAUGGAAGGUGAACAAUCUUUGAAGAAGUUUUCCCCAGAAGUCAAAGUUCUGGACCUGAGCUUUAAAGAUGCCAUUCCUCUCUUGCCUCCUAUUAUUCUGUUUCACGGAAGUGAUGAUUGUUCCAUACCGUCAGAUUCCAGUAAAAGGUUUGCUGAUGCUCUAAAGAAGGUGGGUGCAAGAACUGAGAUGGUUCUAUACAAUGGAAAAACACAUACAGAUUUGUUUCUCCAAGAUCCAUUCCGAGGUGGUAAAGACGACCUAUUUGAACACGUAGUUUCUGUCAUACAUGCUGGUGAUGAUGAAGCUCUUGCGAAGGAUGCAACAGCACCCCCAAGAAGACGCCUUGUUCCUGAGUUUUUAUUAAAGUUGGCCAGCAAGAUCAGCCCCUUCUGAUCUUUUCGCUAUCCUCAGUUGCUUUGCUGUCUCCUGCCCAAGGUUUUACGUAAAAAAAGUCAAAACUUGUCAGGUCUAGGUUUCGGGUUAAUAUCAGUUACUGGGUUUUAUGGCCUCUUAAUCUAACUCGACCCGAUUCAACCCUAGAAACGGUUAUUUGAUGAAAAUCAAGCUAUUGGGAUGUCAGUCCAGCGGUCCAACUGAUCGGAUUAUAUGGUUUGAUCUUAUGUUCAUUUUGGAUCCUUUAACUUGAAUUUCAAAUGUGGGAAUGUUGUGACCUUUUUGGAUCCUUUAACAUUGAUUACAAUUGUUGGAAAGUUUUGAUUGUUUUGGAUCCUGUAACUUUGAUUUCAAAUGUGGAAUGUUCUAACCUUCGUAGAUCCUUUAACUUCUAUGACAAAUGUGGGAAAGUUUUGACCGUUUUGGAUCCUUUAACUUUAUUUCAAAUGUGAGAAUAUUUUUUUUUUCAGAUACUUAUCUUUGAUUUUGAUGGUUCCUCUACAAAUAAGAGAAUGUUUUUCAUUCCUUAAUUUGGAUUAUAAAUUUAGGAAGAUUUGACUAUUUGGAUCAUUUAAUGUGAAUUAUGAAUGUGCGAAUGUUUAGACGGUUUUAAAUCUAAUUGCAAAUGUAGGAAUGUGGGAAUGCUGUUUUGGAUCCUCGAACAUAGAUUUUGACGGUUCCUAAACAAAUUUGAGAAUGUACUGAUCGUUUUGGAUCCUUUAACUUCGAUUACAGAUUUAGAAAUGGUCUGACCAUUUUUGAUACUUAAACUUUGAUUUCAAAUGUGGGAAUGUUCUAAUAUUUUUUUAUUUUUUAAAUUCGAUUACCACUUCAACUUUGAUUUCAAAUGUGGGAAUGUUCUAACUUUGUUGGAUUCUUUAAAUUUAAUUACAAAUAUGGGAAUGUUAUUAGACCGUUAAACAUAAAUUUUGAUGGUUUUAAAAAAAAUGUGGGAAAGAUCUAACUGUUUUGUAUCCUUUAACUUUGAUUACUAUUGUAGGAAUGUUCUAACCGUUUUGGAUCCUUUAACAUUGAUUUCCAAUGUGAGAAUAUUUUGAUCGUUUUGGAUCCUUUAUCCUUUAUUAAAAAAGUGGGAAUGUUGUUUUUGAUUCUUGAACAUAGAUUUUGAUGAUUCCUAAACAAACGUAGGGAGGUAUUGACUGUUUUGGAUCCUUUAAGUUUGAUUAUAAAUGUAAAAAUGUUCUGACCAUUUUGGAUCCUUUAAUUUUGAUUUCAAAUGUGAGAAUGCUCUAACUUUUUUAGAUCCUCUAAAUUUGAUUGUAAAUGUGGGAAUAUUGUUUUGUACUAUUUAACAUAUAUUUUGAUUGUUCCUAAAUAAAUAUGGGAAUGUACUGACUUUUUUUAUCUUUUAGCUUCGAUUAAAAAUAUGAAAAUAUUCUGACUGUUUUGGAUUCUUUCACUUAAAUUUCAAAUGUGGGAAUGCUCUAACCUUUUUGGAUUCUUUAAAUUUCAUCACAAAUGUGGGAAUGCUUUUUUAGACCCUUUAACAUAGAUUUUGAUGGUUUCGAAACAAAUGUGGGAAUGUUCUGACUGUUUUGGAUUCCUUAACUUUGUUUACAAUUGUGAGAAUAUCUUGGCCAUUUUAGAUCCUUUAAUAUUGAUUUCGAAUGUGAGAAUGUUUUGAUCGUUUUGAAUCCUUUAUCUUCUAUUACAAAAAUGAGAAUGCUGUUUUGGAUUUUUAAACAUAAAUUUUGACGGUUCCUAAACAAAUGUGAGAAUGUAUUGACUAUUUUGGAUCAUUUAAUUUUGAUUACAAAUGUAGAAAUGUUUUGAUUGUUUUGGAUCCUUUAACUUUGAUUUUAAAUGUGGGAAUGUUCGAACCUUUUUGGAUCCUUUAAAUUCGAUUGCAAAUGUGAGAAUGUUGUUUUGGACCCUUUAACAUGGAAUUUGAAGGUUUCUAAACAAAUGUUGGAAUGUUCUGAAUGUUUUGAAUCAUUUAACUUUGAUUACAAUUGUGGGACCGUUUUGGAUCCUUUAACUUUGAUUUCAAAUGUGAUAAUGUUAUGAUCAUUUUGGAUUCUUUAUCUUCAAUUACAAAAGUGGAAAUGUUGUUUUCGAUCCUUGAACAUAGAUUUUGAGGGUUCCUGAACAAAUGUGGGAAUGUUCUGACCGUUUUGAAUCCUUUAACUUCAAUUAUAAAUGUGAAAAUGUUUUGACUAUUUUGAAUCCUUUAACUUUGACUUCAAAUGUUGGAAUGCUCUAAUCUUUUUGAAUCCUUUAAAUUUGAUUACAAGUGUCAGAAUGUUGUUUUGGACCCUUUAACAUAUAUUUUGAUGGUUCCUAAACAAAUGUGAGAAUGUACUGAUUGUUUUAAAUCUUUUAACUUCAAUUAUAAAUUUGGAAAUUUUUUUACCAUUUUGGAUCCUUUAACGUUAAUUUCAAAUGUGGGAGUUGUGUGCUUUUUAGAUCCUUUAAAUUUUGAUUACAAAUGUGGGAAUUUUGUUUUGAACCCUUUAACAUAGAUUUUGAUGGUUUUGAAAUAAAUGUGGGUAUGUUCUAAUCAUUUUAGAUCCUUUAACUUUGAUAAUAAUUGCGGGAAUGUUUUGACCGUUUUGGACUUUGAUUUGAAAUGUGAGAAUGUUCUAAUCAUUUUGGAUCCUUUAUCCUAGAUUAUAAAAGUAGGAAUGUUGUUUUCAAUCCGUGAACAUAGAUUGAGGGUUCUUAAACAAAUGUGAGAAUAUACUGACCGUUUUGGAUCCUUUAACUUUGAUUAUAAAUGUAGAAAUGUUCUAACCUUUUUGGAUCCUUUAUCUUUGAUCGCAAAUGUGAGACUGUUUUAACAUUUUUGUAUCCUUUAAAUUUGUUUACAAAUAUGGGAAUGUUCUUCUGGAUCCUUUAACAUAGAUUUUGUUGGUUUCUAAACAAAUGUGGGGUUGUUUUGAUCGUUUUGAAUCAUUUUACUUCGAUUACAAAUAUGAGAAUAUUUUGACCAUUUUAAAUACUUCAAAUUCGAUUAUAAAAGUUGGAAUGUUGUUUUGUAUUCUUUAACAUGUAUUUUGAUGGUUCCUUAAUAAUUGUGGUAAUAUUUUGACUGUUUUAGAUCUUUUAACUUCGAUUACAAAUGUGGGAAUGUUAUUAUUUUGGCUCCUUUAACUUUGAUUUCAAAUGUGGGAAUGUUCAAACUUUUUUUUGAUAAUUGAUUUCGAUUACAAAUGUUGGAAUGUUCUGAUCAUUUUGGAUAAUUUACCUUCAAUUUCAAAUGAGAGUAUUUUUUUUUUAUACUUUAACUUUGAUUUUUACAGUUCCUAUACAAAUAUGGAAAUGUUUUGAAUAUUUGGACUCUUUAACUUAGAUUAUAAAUUUGGGAAUAUCUGACUGUAUAGAUAAUUUAAUUUGGAUUCCAAAUGUUGGAAUGUUCAGACCAUUUUGAAUCCUUUAAAUUCAUUAACAAAUGUGGUAAUAUUGUUUUUGGAUCUUU
Molecule: messenger RNA, 5038 nt
Organism: Prosopis cineraria
Lineage: Eukaryota; Viridiplantae; Streptophyta; Magnoliopsida; Fabales; Fabaceae
Product: isoprenylcysteine alpha-carbonyl methylesterase ICME-like
Exons: 12
Coding region: 178-1599 (473 amino acids)
Source: RefSeq, a predicted model, not a curated record